This is a messenger RNA of Miscanthus lutarioriparius, 1206 nucleotides long. Lineage: Eukaryota; Viridiplantae; Streptophyta; Magnoliopsida; Poales; Poaceae. The record is from the annotation of a GenBank genome assembly.
AUGGCAAUGGGUCGCCAAUUCGCGGCUUUGGUGGUGGUGCUGCCGCUAGUGUUAGCGGGGGUGGCGGCCAUGGCCACUGCUGAUCAGGAGAGCGACCGGAUCCGCGAGCUCCCGGGCCAGCCGCCGAACGUGGGGUUCUCGCAGUACUCCGGCUACGUCACCGUCAACCCGGCGCGGGGGCGCGCGCUCUUCUACUGGCUCGUGGAGGCGGUGCCGGCGGCCGGGCCCAUCGCGCCGCUCGUCCUCUGGCUCAACGGCGGGCCUGGGUGCUCGUCGGUCGGCUACGGCGCGUCCGAGGAGGUCGGCCCGUUCCGCAUCAGGCCGGACGGCCAGACUCUCUACCUCAACCCCAAUUCUUGGAACAAGGCACUGGAUGCCUAUGCUUUUCUCGUGAAUUGGUUGGAGAGAUUCCCACAGUACAAGCACAGGGAGUUCUAUAUUGCUGGAGAAAGUUAUGCGGGGCACUACGUUCCACAAUUAGCCCAGCUCAUAUAUGAAAAGAACAAAAGCAUUCAGAAUCCGACAAUUAAUUUCAAAGGAUUCAUGGUAGGCAAUGCAGUCACUGAUGACUACCAUGACUACCUUGGCACCUUUGAGUAUUGGUGGACUCAUGGUCUGAUCUCUGACAAGACUUAUCACAACCUGAAGGCGACAUGCUUGCUUGAAUCCUCACAACACCCUUCACCUGACUGUGUCAAGAACCUGAAUCUAGCCAGUGCUGAAGAAGGCAAUAUUGAUCCUUAUAGUCUGAAUACAAAGCCAUGCAAUGACACCGCCUCUCUCAAGCUUGGCUUGGGUGGACGCUACCCUUGGUUGUCCAGAGCCUAUGAUCCUUGCACUGAAAGAUAUGCAAGUAUUUACUACAACAGGCCAGAAGUGCAGAUGGCAAUGCAUGCAAAUACAACUGGAAUUCAUUACCCUUGGCAAACAUGCAGCGAUAUCAUUGGAUCCUACUGGGCAGAUUCCCCAAGAUCUAUGCUUCCAAUCUACCAAGACCUGAUAGCAGCUGGUAUCAAGAUCUGGGUUUUCAGUGGGGACACAGAUGCUGUAGUUCCUGUAACUGCGACAAGGUACUCAAUAGAUGCUCUCAAGCUUCCAACAUUGGUAAAUUGGUACCCUUGGUAUGACCAUGGGAAGGUUGGAGGUUGGAGCCAAGUUUACAAAGGACUAACCCUUGUAACCAUAGCAGUCUUAGAAUUCACUUAA